Molecule: messenger RNA, 596 nt
Organism: Olea europaea var. sylvestris
Lineage: Eukaryota; Viridiplantae; Streptophyta; Magnoliopsida; Lamiales; Oleaceae
Exons: 2
Coding region: 37-390 (117 amino acids)
Source: RefSeq, a predicted model, not a curated record
GCUUCUGAAAUCAGAAGACCUUCUGACGUAAUCAAAAUGCCAUCAGGAGAUAGUAAGACCCUGAAAGUGCCGGUUUCAAAGAAUAUGUUGGAUUCUCAUAUGAAAGGAAGUCUUCUUGAGAAACUCAAAACUAUGGUGGCAAUCAUCAUAGCAGAUGCAGAGCUCCAAAAGGUAGAAAGCUUGUCUUCUCGUCAGUACACAGUAGCAGUCCGUAUUUACCCAGAUCAGAGCCACCCAAAUGAAUCUUUUCUCGACCAACAUGUUGCUCGAACUUGUGGAACUAUCUCAGAUGAUUCCAAAUCUUCAGAUACGGAAUUCUUGAAGUGGAACGAAAUAUUUUUCUUUAAAGUUGAUUCACUGGUUGGUACAUACUUAUUUAUCUUCAACUAGUGACAUUGUGCAUGUGUAUAACCGACCUAAGUAUGAAUUAAGCCUUUGUUGAGCUGGUUCUUUGCACGCCUUUUUUUGUGUCUGCUCCUGUGGUGAAGCGUGAAAUUUAUGAAAUGUAUUCAGUUUUGCUAGCAUAAAGAUAUUGAACUAUCACCUUUUGUGGUUCUCUCUCGUUACUUCUAUUUCAUAGCCAUUAAUUACUCUGA